Messenger RNA from Solanum dulcamara, 647 nucleotides. Its product is annotated as mitochondrial import receptor subunit TOM9-2-like. The transcript has a single exon. Gene Ontology annotation, biological process: intracellular protein transport. Gene Ontology annotation, cellular component: mitochondrial outer membrane. Bases 90 to 404 code for a protein of 104 amino acids. The record is from RefSeq and is a predicted model, not a curated record. NCBI's taxonomy places the organism in Eukaryota, Viridiplantae, Streptophyta, Magnoliopsida, Solanales, Solanaceae.
UUUUGUUAAUUGGUGAAUAUUUUAUAUAUACAACAAGGGUUUAAGCCCCAAAACCCUACCGCUUUCUUCUUCACAAUUUUUCAUCAACAAUGGCGUCUAUGGGUGGAAAACGCUUUUCUUUAACCGGAUCAAGAAGCCGUAGCAGCAAAAAUGACGGCGUAUUAGCUAGGAUUUCUCAGUCAUCCAUUGUUAUAAAGGGAAAGGAAGCAGCUUGUGGUGCGACUUAUAUGGGGAAAAAACUUGCGAAGAGUACUGGGAAAGCUGCCUGGCUUGUUGCUACAACGUUUUUGGUUCUGGGUUUGCCGUUAAUUAUUGUUAUGGAUCGUGAACAGCAGCUGAAUGAUCUUGAUCUUCAACAAGCUAGUCUUCUUGGUGGUGCUUCCCCUGUUACAACCCAGAAUUGAUUUUGAUGAUGGGUUUGAGAAAUUUGUAGAAUGGGUUGGUUGGUUGGUUUUGUUAGAUGUUUGGAGGAGCUGUAGUUUAUUAGUGGGAAAAAAAGAAGAUCUUGAUCUUCAAUAGAAUUGAUUUUUAGUUAUGUUUUGUGGGUUUUUCUUUGUUUUAUCUAGUGUUUUGAUGAUGAAUUCGCGAUUAGAUUUCGAAAUUUGCAGUUUAAUUAUUAGUGGAAAAAGAAAGACCUUGAUCUUCAA